Molecule: messenger RNA, 1023 nt
Organism: Microplitis demolitor
Lineage: Eukaryota; Metazoa; Arthropoda; Insecta; Hymenoptera; Braconidae
Product: Kv channel-interacting protein 2
Exons: 6
Coding region: 104-784 (226 amino acids)
Molecular function (GO): calcium ion binding
Source: RefSeq, a predicted model, not a curated record
UUGUGGUGACAGUGACAGAAUAAAUAAAAUAAUUUAUUUUUUUAAUAAAUAAAAUAAUUGGCGGGAAUUAUUAUUUUUUAAAAAUUUAAAUUUUUUGAUAGUGAUGAAGUUGGAAAAUAAUACGAUGAAAGCCGUAAGGAAAAGUCGGGAAAAAAAGGACGAUGAGCUUGAGGAUGUCACGGACGUUUUAGGAACAUCUGGAGCCGCUAGUAUUCCAUUAGGUCGUCAUUGCCCGGAGCAAUUGGCAACACUUGCAGCGACGACACGAUUUACUCGCAAGGAAAUUCAAUUAAUUUACCGGGGGUUUAAACAGGAGUGUCCUACUGGGCUUGUUGAUGAGCAGGGAUUCAAGCAAAUUUUUUCACAAUUUUUUCCACAGGGUGACGCCAGUCAGUAUGCUCACUAUGUAUUUAAUACAAUGAAACGAAAGCACGCUGGAAAAAUAAGUUUCGAGGAAUUUUUGACGAUACUCUCAAAAGUAUCUCGUGGGUCAGUCGAAGAAAAACUACAAUGGGUUUUCGGGCUCUACGACCUCGACGGCGACGGAUUGAUCAGCAAAGAAGAAAUGCUCGACGUCGUCGGGUCAAUUUACGAAAUGCUCGGGCGUUACACGCAGCCGCAGAUCCUUGAGCCGCAGGUGGCUGCCAAAGAACACGUCGAACGAAUUUUCCAUUUAAUGGACGCAAACAAAGAUGGAGUUGUAACAAUCGAAGAAUUAGUGCAAUGGUGUUCAAAAGAUGAACAAUUACUCCAAAGCCUCGAUACACUUGACACCGUAUUAUGAAAUUUCUAAUUCUAACCAUAUUUCAGUAUUCAAAAUAUAUAUCAUGGUAAAAAUUUUUUUUAUACUUUUUUUUAAAAUAUUUUUUUUUUAGUACCAAAAGGCGAAAAUAAUUUUUAAAAAAUUACGGAAUCGAUCUUACUUAUCAACUUAAAAGUCUUAUCUUUAAUGUUUAACUUAAUUAAUAUACAUCUACAAGCCUUUAUGUCUUCUUUGAAUCUUUAAUCUUUAAAGUCUAUUCU